AUGGAACCAUCCUCACAGCCUCAGCCAGUGAUGGGUGUUGGGUCACAACCUUAUCCUGCUGCUGCUGCUGACUAUGCACCACCCACAAUGGUACCUGGAGCUCCUGCGGUUCCUCCUGGCUCACAGCCAGCAGCACCAUUCCCCAAUCCAGCUCAACUCAGUGCUCAGCACCAGAUGGUCUACCAGCAGGCUCAGCAAUUUCACCAACAACUUCAGCAGCAGCAGCAACAGCACCUCAGGGAGUUCUGGACUACCCAGAUGGAUGACAUCGAGCAAACAACUGACUUCAAGAACCACACCUUGCCACUUGCAAGGAUAAAGAAGAUAAUGAAGGCUGAUGAGGAUGUGCGGAUGAUCUCUGCAGAAGCUCCCGUUGUCUUUGCGAAGGCAUGCGAGGUAUUCAUAUUAGAGCUGACAUUGAGGUCAUGGAUGCACACAGAGGAGAACAAACGCCGGACCUUGCAGAAGAACGACAUUGCAGCUGCCAUCACCAGGACUGAUAUAUAUGACUUCCUGGUGGACAUAAUCCCGAGGGAUGAAAUGAAAGAGGAGGGACUCGGGCUUCCAAGGGUUGGUCUGCCGCCUGCUAUGGGGGCCCCAGCUGAUCAUAGUUCUUAUCCAUAUUACUAUGUGCCAGCACAGCAGGGGCCAGGAGCAGGUAUGAUGUAUGGUGGUGGCCAGCAGGGUCACCCGAUGACGUAUAUGUGGCAGAAGCCGCAAGGGCAAGAGGAACAGCCCCCUGAAGAGCAGCAGCAGCAGUCUCCCUGA
Molecule: messenger RNA, 768 nt
Organism: Miscanthus lutarioriparius
Lineage: Eukaryota; Viridiplantae; Streptophyta; Magnoliopsida; Poales; Poaceae
Source: the annotation of a GenBank genome assembly